AUGGGUGAGCUGAGUCUCAUGCUGGCCUCCCAGCUUUUCUCACAGUGGAGAGUCGACCUUUUAGGCCCGUUCCCAGUAGGGCCUGGACAAGUCAAGUAUUUGAUAGUGGCCAUUGACUAUUACACCAAAUGGGUGGAAGCAAAACCACUGGCCAAUAUAUCAUUAGCGAAUUACAAGAAGUUUGCAGAAUUCUUGUCUGGGUUGGGGAUCAAGCAAAAGUUCUCCUCGGCAGAGCACCCCCAGAGCAACGGACAGGUAGAAGCAGCAAACAAGAUAAUCCUCAAGGGGCUGAAAAAGUGGCUUGAUCAGAAGCAGAGCUCCUGGGCAGACGAGUUAGCGUCGAUAUUAUAG
Messenger RNA from Arachis ipaensis, 351 nucleotides. RefSeq lists its product as uncharacterized. Lineage: Eukaryota; Viridiplantae; Streptophyta; Magnoliopsida; Fabales; Fabaceae. Gene Ontology annotation, molecular function: nucleic acid binding. The record is from RefSeq and is a predicted model, not a curated record. Gene Ontology annotation, biological process: DNA integration.